Mastomys coucha (southern multimammate mouse) is the source of this 909-nucleotide messenger RNA. It is a transcript of the gene Rs1, whose product is annotated as retinoschisin 1. The transcript is spliced from 6 exons. Lineage: Eukaryota; Metazoa; Chordata; Mammalia; Rodentia; Muridae. Bases 121 to 723 code for a protein of 200 amino acids. The record is from RefSeq and is a predicted model, not a curated record.
CACUGGUCUGAGCCGUUGUCACCCGAUCCCCCAGAGUGGAAGCAGAUCUUGCUGUGAACAAGGACAAGGAGAAAAUGCCACGCAAGAUUGAAGGGUUCUUCUUAUUACUUCUCUUUGGCUAUGAAGGAUGAGGGUGAGGACCCCUGGUACCAGAAAGCAUGCAAGUGUGAUUGCCAGGGAGGAGCCAAUGCUCUGUGGUCUGCUGGAGCUACCUCCUUAGACUGUAUUCCAGAAUGCCCAUAUCACAAGCCCCUGGGUUUCGAGUCAGGGGAGGUCACGCCAGAUCAGAUCACUUGCUCCAACCCAGAGCAGUAUGUGGGCUGGUAUUCCUCAUGGACAGCAAACAAGGCCCGGCUCAACAGUCAAGGUUUUGGGUGUGCUUGGCUUUCCAAGUAUCAGGACAGCAGCCAGUGGUUACAGAUAGAUUUGAAGGAGAUCAAGGUGAUUUCGGGGAUCCUUACCCAAGGACGCUGUGACAUAGACGAGUGGAUGACCAAGUAUAGUGUGCAAUAUAGGACUGAUGAGCGCCUGAACUGGAUUUACUAUAAGGAUCAGACUGGAAACAAUCGGGUCUUCUAUGGAAACUCAGACCGGAGUUCUACAGUCCAGAACUUACUGAGGCCCCCUAUCAUUUCCCGCUUCAUCCGACUGAUCCCUCUAGGCUGGCAUGUUCGAAUUGCCAUCCGGAUGGAGCUGCUUGAGUGUGCCAGCAAGUGUGCCUGAUACCUAUUUCAGCUUAGUCCUGCCACUUGCAGGGAGAGCUUUGGGGAAGGGACACCCUGAAAUACCACUUUGAUGAAUGGGGCUAUAUCUUAUAAGAACUUUACAAUGUAGAUCUGGAUAGAGAAUAUUUCACUUUUAAAAGAAAGUUUCAAAUUUCAACGAGAGAGAGAAAAAAAAGAGCUUUUC